UGUUUCCGGCCGACGUUAUUUUGAGUGAAGACUCGUGGAAAUCCUGGUUGAUUCGCGCUCUAAUAACGAUCACCUUUACGGCUUCAUCGUGGAGAGCUUAAUGGCUGCCCCAGGUCCUAAUAAGGACAACAUCAGAGCUGGGUGCAAGAAAUGUGGAUAUCCGGGCCACUUGACCUUUGAGUGCCGGAACUUUGUCCGAGUUGACCCCCAGAAAGACAUUGUUCUGGAUGUAAGCAGCACCAGCAGUGAGGAAAGUGACGAAGACGAUGUACCUGCAGCUAAAGUCAUUGAGAAGCUGGGGCGAAGUAGAGGUUCCCAUAAUGAUGAAAAUGAUGGUAGGAAAGGGAGACACAAACAGAAGAAGAGCAGUGACAGAAAGUCAAGAAAGAGAUCUAACUCGUCGAGUGAUGAGACUACAAAGAAAAAAAAGAAACGCAGCAGUUCCUGCUCCUCAUCUGACGAGGAGGAGAGGGGGAAGAAAAAGAAAGUGAAAAGCCGGAAGAAGAAAAGCAAAAAGACCAAAAAGGAACAUGGGAAGCAUCAGAAGAAGAGUCAGAAGAAGAAGAAACAAGAAUCCUCUUCUGCUUCUUCCGGCUCUAGUGACUCCUCAGACAGUGACUGAGACUGUACAGUGUCCGGAGGUCCAACAGGUUUAUUCUCCGUCAAACUGCGUGAAUAAGGCGCCUCAUCUUCCACUUCAUCAAGGAUUUAAAUGAUUAAUUAGUCCAAAAAUACCGUAGAGCGUACUAUAUGUUUUAUGCCAUCAUGUCAGUGGAAAAAAAAUGAUUUUGGGAUGCUCUGAAGAAUUUUGUAAAACAUGUAGGAAGCCAGGGAACAUGUUCUGUUAUCGUGUUUCUUUGCUGCGUGCAGAGGAAUCUUUAAGUGACACAUGGUACACUCAUCAUACAUGUCUUUAGUAAUACGUUUCUGGAUGCUGUCCUGUAGUUGUUGCUCUUUUAUACGUUUUCCUGCUUUAAUGCCUUUUUUUUUUUUUUUUCUUUUUUUGACCCAAAAAUAUUUUAAAGGGGUCAAAAGUGAAUCACAAACCUGAUUUGACAAGAUACGAAUGGCCAAGGAUAACGAUCACCAAUACUCAGUGGCGUAUUUUUUUAUCAGUGCUGACGUGUCAGCCAGUAGUUCAACUGCUGCUAACUGGUCUUCUCUUAGUUUAUAAUUGCCUAAAUGUUUAUGUUGUACUUUUUCUAGGAUGACUUUAUGUACAAUGAAACUCCUGGACGUACCUGUGAGACUGUGUGGUUGCUACUAAUGUGAUUAUUGUCAAAGAAAGGUUAUCAUUUAACCACCCACACCUUGUUGAAAACCAUCUGGUCAUUUCAAAAGUUCAUUCCAAAAAUAUUGUGCGUAUUAUUUAAAAAUCAUUAACAGAUUUUUUUGAUACAGCUUUGUUUAUUUCCUAUGCACAAUGUACUAUUGCUUCGGUCUGUCAUCUUUGGUCCUCCCCAUAAGUGUACUUUUAUUGUAGUAAAAUAUAUAUAUUUGUAUCUCUGUCUCUAGAAUUCUUUUUUUCCUGUAGAGGGCAGCAAAAUACCUUGAAUGUGAGAUGAAGGACAGUGAUCUCAAACACCUUUCUGAGUAUUAAAGAUGAAAAGGAAAUGUGUGGCUGAGGCAAAUAUACAUCAACAAAAAGAAAAUAUUUAAUCUGUAUGUUUCAAGUGUCAAACACAAAUCCAAAGUGCGAUGUUUGUAUCCUAAGCAAACAUUUUGUUCAAUAAUCAAUUUACAAUAUGACUAUUAUAGUCAUUCAAUGGCACACAUGCCACAUAUUCUGUGGAAUAACAUGUUAAUACUUAAUAUUUCUGGUGAGAGUCUGUAUUUAGGUGUGAAGCACAGUAACAAGAAAGUUCACUAUAUUGUAUAAACCAUUAAAAUGUUGCUUGACAUGCAACUGCUUUGCAUCAGGUACUUAUA
Messenger RNA from Anarrhichthys ocellatus (wolf-eel), 1929 nucleotides. It is a transcript of the gene srek1ip1, whose product is annotated as SREK1-interacting protein 1. The record is from RefSeq and is a predicted model, not a curated record. The coding region runs from base 101 to 622 and encodes 173 amino acids. NCBI's taxonomy places the organism in Eukaryota, Metazoa, Chordata, Actinopteri, Perciformes, Anarhichadidae. The transcript has 5 exons. Gene Ontology annotation, molecular function: nucleic acid binding; zinc ion binding.